Molecule: messenger RNA, 2085 nt
Organism: Aspergillus nomiae NRRL 13137
Lineage: Eukaryota; Fungi; Ascomycota; Eurotiomycetes; Eurotiales; Aspergillaceae
Product: Zn(II)2Cys6 transcription factor
Exons: 7
Coding region: 1-2085 (694 amino acids)
Biological process (GO): DNA-templated transcription; regulation of DNA-templated transcription
Molecular function (GO): zinc ion binding; DNA binding; DNA-binding transcription factor activity, RNA polymerase II-specific
Source: RefSeq, a predicted model, not a curated record
AUGGCAUCUACGAACCAAACUCCUCGAACCCGCCGCCACAGGUCUACCGUCGCCUGCCAGGCUUGUCGCCAACGCAAAGUACGAUGCAGUUUGACCGUCACCGGUGUGCCUUGUGCCGGAUGUACCCAGGAUGCCAUCGAGUGUAUCGUGAACACAAAGCAAGGAAAAGGUACUCAGCAGACCGACCGCUUAGGACCUCGCCGUCGCCGGCAGGGUCAUGCUAGGGCAACUGACUCACACAUCGCUACCUCCACGGCCUCCGCGAACCCUGCCCCGUGUCCGAUUGAUGAGCGUAGACCUCCAAGCCUUCCCCCCUGCGACACCCAAGCGGAAAAUACCACGCGGACCGCCAACAGGAGCCCUUCGGACUUCGAAGUGCAUAAUAUGGCAGACGAAGAGCGCAAUGCACUUGAAAUAGCAUCAGCGGCGCUCGGCCAACCGGACAGUGUGGGGGAAAUCCACUUCUAUACAGGCGAACAGACUGGGCCCACGUCAGCCCUGAACAUUUGCUCAACCAAUGACUCAUUGCCGAAGCAUUUUCUCAUACCAUUGCACCGCACGCACCUGUCUGACGAGGACCACGACUUUCUACGUAGAAAGGGCGUGUUUACCCUCCCGGGCAAACGUGCUUGCGAUAGUAUGAUCGAGGCAUACCUUGUCCAUGUACAUCCGAUCCUCCCGGUGAUUGAAGCCGAUGUGCUCGUGGAGCAUCACCGGGCUGGACAGCUUCAGGACUAUAACCUGUUGCUCCUGUGGAGCGUCUUCUUUGUCGCUGUCAAUUUUAUCCCAGCAACCAUAUACGAGGAAGAAGGUUUUACAUCUAGACGGACCAUGAAGUUUAUGAUGUACUCUCGAGCGAAGGCAAGUGAUUUCCCUGCCUCUUGCCCACGUGCAAAAGUCACUGGGCUAACUUUCUCGUCACUCUUGAUGGGAUUUUGGCACUCGGACAUGGAUGAACAUGCACAACCGUGGUAUUGGACCGGCAUUGCGAUAAACCUGGGUCAGAUCCUUGGCCUGCAUCGCGAUCCUGGUGCCUCAAAUCAUACGCCAUCCAUUACCGACCGACAGCGAUCUUUUUGGUGUCGGCUUUGGUGGAGCUGCUUUUUCCGGGAUCGCUGGCUCGGUCUAACGUUGGGGAGGCCCCUGCGGGUCAAUCUGGAUGACUGUGAUAUCCGUAUGCCAUUAGCUGGUGACCUCCUCUUCGACACUCUGAAGCCAGAUGGGUCCACCAUCGCGUCGUACCUACCUGGCGACAUGAACAAAUUGGCUGAAUACUGGGUAAUGUUGAUGGAACUAAGCUGCCUGCUGGGCAACACCCUAGCCCUAAAUCGUCGGCCUGCUCGCCUCAAAGCGUCGAUAGACGAAGUGCAAGGACUUGAAAGGCGGCUACUACAGAGCAGACUGCCCGAUCAGUACGAAGUCGGUCUAACGCGCGUAGCAAGGUUCUAUUCGCACCACGUCCACUUGCAUUACCAAGCAAUGGUUAUUACCUUCUAUCGCCGCUGGGAAACGGAAGUCCCAGAUGGCCUGACUUCCCUGGCAAAGGAUGACUGGCAGCAUCGAAUGCGCCUAAGGGCCAAUGCUGCUGCCUCUAGAACUAAUGAAAUACUGGACAUGCUCGUCCAAGAGAAUCUGCUGGGGUUCGCAGGGCCUAUGACGCCUCCUCUUCUGGUUCCAACGAUGCAAGUGCACUUGCUUCAAUGCAAAUCUGGCGAUUCUAUCGCAAAACGCAUCCGGCUAAGUAAGCUUGAAAUGUGCAUGCUGGUCUUGGAAGAAUUCCAGAAAACAUACGCUGCUGCUUCAGUAUAUCGUGGGAUUUUCACAAAGGCGAUCCAACAGAUUGUUCCAGGUUACACAGCUCCCACUAUGAGGGUGAGCCCUGCAGCAACUGCGGUACCCGCUCCUGGCAAUGAGAGUUAUGCCCCAGGUUCUAUCUUGGAAACGGAAAGCCUUGACGCUAAUAAUGGUAGAAAUGACCAGUUGGAUGAAUUGGGGCUUGCAGGUGCAUACGAACCUGAUUUAAUGAACGUUUUAAUGGAUGAAGGCUCGCUUUUUGACUUCUGGCAGACGUGGAACCAAAUCUGA